CUAGAUUAAGGUGGUCAGAAGUUUAUUACAGUUAAAUAUCUACAUAUUUUCAUCAGAAGUUCAGCUCUCUAGUCAAACGCAAAUAGACAAAAGGCCACAUAAUUGCUCCUUUAUUUCUCUGCCUCCACUGUCCUGUGAUUUGUGUGUAUAUCAACCCUCACCAUCUUCUCUUUCAUUCAUCUAUUGCAUCUCUCUCCCAAUCUAUUCUCAUCUGCAAAUGUCUCAGAUCUCCAUCAAAUCUCCAAAACACUGUGCAAAACAAGGGGCUGUGAACAUCGACAGGCGCCACAAGAAGCUCUUCUUCACUAUCUCUGCCUUGUUUACAUCCAUUCUUUCAAUCAUACUUCUAGUCUGGCUAAUCCUACACCCAGACAAGCCUCAGUUCUCCCUCCAACAAGCUGACAUAUACAAACUCAACCUCUCUGCGGGCACUCACCUCCUCAACUCCUCCAUCCAACUUACCUUGCUCGCUAAAAAUCCAAACCAAAAGGUCGGCAUUUACUACGACGAGUUGCAGGUGUACGCAACUUACAAAGGCCAGCAGAUAACUGUCUACACAUCUCUUCCUCCUUUUUAUCAAGGACACCAAGAUACCAGCCUCUUGACGGCAUCUCUGGUGGGAACUGGGUUGCCCGUGGCCCCUGCUCUUGGAUAUGAAGUGGGGCGUGAUCAGACCGCCGGGAAGCUGGUGGUGAAUAUGAAGGUGAAUGGACGGCUCCGAUGGAAGGUUGGUUCUUGGGUUUCUGGGCGCUAUAGAGUUAACGUUGACUGUGUUGCAGUUAUGGCUUUUGGACCUACGCUUCCAACUGGUGUUCCACUAUCUUCAAAGCAGGGGACUCAUUGUUCUACUACUGUUUGAUGAAAAUUAAGUUUACUAUCAAUAUGUAUACAUAUCUGCAGCUGACCUCGAACGCUACCUCUGUAAGUUAUUAUCAGCUUGGAUUGCUCGCUUCAGAUUAGUUAUUAUGUGAAUUAUGAUGGCUCAUACAUGUUAAGGAAAGUCGAAUUCUCUA
Molecule: messenger RNA, 1013 nt
Organism: Tripterygium wilfordii
Lineage: Eukaryota; Viridiplantae; Streptophyta; Magnoliopsida; Celastrales; Celastraceae
Product: NDR1/HIN1-like protein 26
Exons: 1
Coding region: 218-859 (213 amino acids)
Biological process (GO): defense response to other organism
Source: RefSeq, a predicted model, not a curated record